UGGGUAGCCAAUUGAGAGCCGCGCGUUUACUGACGUUGCUGUGUUCAGUUCUUGUCAAAACUUUGCUGUAGAGAUGGCAGCUAUGUUAGUAUUUAGGAUAUUUGGUUUGCUUUUCUUUCUGAUGCUUUGUGGAUCUCCAUCUAGCGGGCAGAAGAAAAAAGAGACUCUUUUGGCAGAAAAAGUUGGACAACUGAUGGAUUGGGCUACUAAAAGACCUGUGAUACGGAUGAAUGGUGACAAGUUCCGACGUCUUAUAAAGGCCCCACCAAGGAAUUAUUCUGUCAUUGUGAUGUUCACAGCUUUGCAGCCUCAGAGGCAGUGUGCAGUUUGCCUGAAUAUGAAUUCUGCUCCAACCUUCAUGCACUUCCCUCCUAAAGGUAAACCCAAAAGAUGGGAUACAUAUGAACUUCAGGUCCGGGGCUUUGCAGCUGAACAGAUAGCACGCUGGAUUGCCGAUAGGACUGAUGUUAACAUCAGAGUGAUUAGGCCUCCAAAUUAUGCUGGUCCUUUGAUGUUGGGAUUGUUGUUAUCCGUUAUUGGUGGGCUUGUGUAUCUGAGACGGAAUAACUUGGACUUUCUCUAUAACAAAUCUGUAUGGGCAGUUGGUGCUUUGUGUUUUGUAUUGGCAAUGACAUCUGGUCAGAUGUGGAACCAUAUCCGCGGACCACCUUAUGCUCAUAAAAAUCCUCACACAGGACAGAUGAGUUACAUACAUGGAAGCAGUCAAGCUCAGUUUGUGGCUGAAACCCACAUCGUUCUUUUGUUCAAUAUCCUUUGCAAUGAAAUUUGUAUUAUACCCUACCUGACUUUUCUGUUUUUGUUUUAUUUUCCUACUUCUGCAGUAAUGUGCAUUGCAGGUAUUGGACUGGUGGUGCUGUUCUUCAGUUGGUUGCUUUCAAUCUUCAGAGCCAAGUACCAUGGAUAUCCAUACAGGCAAGUCUUUCUGAACAUUCUUUAA
Molecule: messenger RNA, 958 nt
Organism: Protopterus annectens (West African lungfish)
Lineage: Eukaryota; Metazoa; Chordata; Ceratodontiformes; Protopteridae
Gene: MAGT1
Product: magnesium transporter 1
Exons: 7
Coding region: 74-958 (294 amino acids)
Cellular component (GO): oligosaccharyltransferase complex
Source: RefSeq, a predicted model, not a curated record